AUGGCGGUCAAUGACCCCGCCCAUCCUGAACUUGCGCGCGCUGCGCAAGAUGUUGAAGGAGAGCCUGGACGUCCAAGUAGUUCUGAUUCCUUCCAUGGCGGUCGCGGAGUACGCUACCUCCCUCCUCCCUCCCUGCGCUACCUGAAGGCGUUGAAGCUGACUGUGCCACGCUGCACGGUGAAUAGGGUGCAGGUAACGCCGUCCACACUGCCGACUCAGACCUCAUGAAGCUCCGCCAGAGUGAAGAGUCACAGCGCCUUACCCCUGAUGCUAAUAUUGACUAUAGAGGCUGGGCGGAUAAAGGGAAGGACUUCUUGUUCCGCAAUAAGAAGAAGAAGGGAGGAAAGUAA
Molecule: messenger RNA, 350 nt
Organism: Tuber aestivum (summer truffle)
Lineage: Eukaryota; Fungi; Ascomycota; Pezizomycetes; Pezizales; Tuberaceae
Source: the annotation of a GenBank genome assembly